UGCGACGUCGACCAUGGACAUCCAAGAAACACCCGUAUCUCGACGGCUGAAAUCCGUCAAACACAUCAUCAUCGUCUGUUCAGGCAAAGGUGGCGUCGGAAAGUCAUCUGUUUCUGCUCAACUGGCCCUCAGCUUACGCGCCUCGUCGCCGACCGCUCGCGUUGGCAUCCUCGACGUCGAUCUCACGGGACCAUCGAUCCCGCGCAUGCUGGGUCUCGACGGGCAUGGUGUACAUCAAAGUAGUGACGGAUGGGUCCCCGUGUACGCUGAUACGCGUGGAGAUGGAGAGCCGAGACUGUCAUGUAUGAGUGUUGGAUUCUUGCUGAAGAAGAAGGGAGAUUCGGUCGUGUGGAGAGGACCAAAGAAAAACGCGAUGAUCAGGCAGUUCCUAAGUGAUGUGAGAUGGGGUGACCUUGAUUAUUUGGUAAUUGAUACACCGCCAGGGACGUCUGACGAACAUUUAUCGUUAUUAGAGCACCUUGCUCCCGUACACUCACGCCUAUCUGCUGUUAUUGUGACUACACCACAAGCUGUCGCGCUAAUAGAUGCAAUGAAGUGUCUUUCAUUCACUCGGACCGUGUCUCUUCCUGUCCUUGGGCUGAUCGAGAAUAUGAGUGGGUACGUCUGUCCAUGCUGCGGGGAAAUCAGCAACGUGUUCUCCACUGGCGGUGGCGAGGAGAUGGCUAGACGAGAAGGGCUGCCAUUCUUGGGAAGCAUGCCUGUGGACACAGAGCUGGUGACAUUGUUGGACGCUGCGGAGGUCGAACCAACGUCGAAUGAGAGCAGCGACAAGUCGUUUGAACUGCUGCAGCGAUACCAGAAGACGUCAUCUGCGAAUCUAUUCACGGCGAUUACACAGAAACUCAUUCAGACGCUACCCGGCGUGGAGCAAUCUAGCUCAGAGGCGAAUACGAGGUGACACAAGCUCGCUCCAGGCUGGCGGCGUUUCCGAGUCGGUCUUCAUUUACAGCUUGCAUUGAUAUAAAUUGUGAGGAUAGGCGAGUGUGUCGGCGAUUACGUCGGCGUGGACAAGGAUCCUCAUGUUCCGGCCUUCGCAGGUGGUGCACAAAACUAUAGAGUGAAGAGUAUCUGUACGCGUAAUAUAUACAGGAAUGAAAGGAUGUAUCAAUAGCUUUUUCAGACCUUUCCGCUCGUGGAUUCACCAGACCUAUGGCGCUAUAAUCCAGACGCUGAACCGCGGUCGCCAUAUUU
Molecule: messenger RNA, 1212 nt
Organism: Serpula lacrymans var. lacrymans S7.9
Lineage: Eukaryota; Fungi; Basidiomycota; Agaricomycetes; Boletales; Serpulaceae
Exons: 2
Coding region: 14-919 (301 amino acids)
Biological process (GO): iron-sulfur cluster assembly
Cellular component (GO): cytosol
Molecular function (GO): ATP-dependent FeS chaperone activity; ATP binding; 4 iron, 4 sulfur cluster binding
Source: RefSeq, a predicted model, not a curated record